This is a messenger RNA of Suillus paluster, 1277 nucleotides long. Its product is annotated as eukaryotic mitochondrial regulator protein-domain-containing protein. NCBI's taxonomy places the organism in Eukaryota, Fungi, Basidiomycota, Agaricomycetes, Boletales, Suillaceae. The record is from RefSeq and is a predicted model, not a curated record. Gene Ontology annotation, molecular function: structural constituent of ribosome. The transcript is spliced from 6 exons. Gene Ontology annotation, cellular component: mitochondrial small ribosomal subunit. Gene Ontology annotation, biological process: mitochondrial translation. Bases 1 to 996 code for a protein of 331 amino acids.
AUGCCUCAAAUUUUUUGCGCGUUCUGGUGCUCAAAUGUUCACUCGUUUGCAUGUCAGCGUAGAACAUUUUUCCAGUCUUUCGUCGCGAGAAAGGAUGAAUUUUUCGAGGCAGAUGAGGAAGAUGAUGCCCUUGGCCAAGCUAUCCUAGAGGGUCUCAGCAUACCCCAGGAUGCCGAUGCCCCACGGACUCCGACAUACGAGAAGUGGAUAGCAGGUGCUGGACGCAAGUACCGUGACCCCGCACCACGGAAUUGGCUUGGCUCUGGAACGCCUUUUCCUCUUAACCAAUCAUUCCGUCCGCCUCCACCUGUCUCGGACACUUUACGCACUUACAUCUAUAGGUCUUACAUGGCUAAUCCCGAAGCUAAUUCUGUGCGCGCUUUGGCUGUCAGACAUCAUCUCAGCAUCAAACGUGUCGAUGCCAUUCUACGAUUGAAAGGUUUAGAAGAAUCGUGGAAGAAGGAAAUAUCCACUAACUCCGCCCCGGAAUUCGGAUAUUUCAUGCAGGAUGGUAAAAAUAUCCAGACAGGUUUUGUGCAAGGCAUGGAACGUCUCCUUGGCGUGCAUCAAGCCAAGGUUUUUACCACCCUUGAUGAUUCGAAGCCUGUACCCGUGCAGUACGAUACCAACCAGCAGAUGGCAAAAAUACAGAGCGAUAGAUACGAUGUAACGGAAGCCGACCGAGAGGAUGACGAAGCCGGUGGCUUUGACUGGGCGCGACAAAGGUAUCAACGGAUGUUUUGGGAGACAGUGCCUGAGGGCAAGGACCCAGUCAUGCCAGGGAUUCUGGACGCUGCCACAAAGUCUGUCACCUCUACUUCCGAGAACAAGACACAAAUGAACAUUGUCGAGCGUCCUGGACGCCCAGCAAUCAAAUUCAUUGACGUCGGUAACAUGUUCUUAAAUGUCAAGGACCAGGAGCGUCGUGUUAAGGAAGGCGAGCGCAGGGCGAAGGUUCGAGCAAGAAGAAAAGAGCGUCAACAGAUGGCCAAUUAACGUAGUGGGAAAUUGUUCUCUUUUCAUCGUUGUUCAGAGUUAGAUCACACUGAGCGGCAUUCGCUUGCGCACUUGAAGAUCUAAAUAUAUAUAAUAAUCUACAUACAGCACUCAGUAGCUUUUUAUGGGAGUGCCUAGAACUCCGAAACCAUCACUAUCACUCAAAGAUUGCACCGCAUCUGCAAUGUCCGUGUGACUAAGAUUCAUCAUGGGGAGUUCUAUAUCGCUGGGACCAUUUAGCUCGACGAAAAUCUCGCCUUCAUGGUCCCCUUUGGUCCACU